CACCGGGGGUUCGCCUUCAUCGAGUUCGAGCUGGCAGAGGAUGCAGCAGCAGCGAUUGACAACAUGAACGAGUCCGAGCUCUUUGGCAGGACAAUUCGGGUGAACUUGGCCAAACCCAUGCGGAUUAAAGAAGGAUCAUCCAGACCUGUCUGGUCAGAUGAUGACUGGCUGAAGAAGUUUUCAGGGAAGACUUUGGAGGAGAACGCAGAGGAGGGAGGAGCAGAGGCUCCCAAAACAGACGUGCAGGAGGGUGAGCCUCCUGCCAAGAAAUCCCGGGUCAACCCUCAGGUUUACAUGGACAUCAAGAUCGGAAACAAACCUGCGGGGCGGCUGCAGAUCCUCCUGCGCUCGGAUGUGGUGCCCAUGACCGUAGAGAAUUUCCGCUGCCUCUGCACCCAUGAGAAAGGCUUUGGCUUCAAAGGGAGCAGCUUCCACCGCAUCAUCCCCCAGUUCAUGUGCCAGGCUGGUGACUUCACCAACCACAAUGGCACCGGAGGCAAAUCCAUCUACGGGAAGAAGUUUGAUGAUGAAAACUUCAUUCUGAAACACACGGGGCCAGGGCUGUUAUCGAUGGCAAACUCGGGCCCAAACACCAACAGCUCCCAGUUCUUCAUCACGUGUGAGAAAACAGACUGGCUGGACGGGAAGCACGUGGUGUUUGGGGAGGUGACAGAGGGCAUGGACGUGGUGCGGCAGAUCGAGGCUCAGGGCACUAAAGAUGGGAAACCGAAGCAGAAGGUGAUUAUUUCAGACUGUGGAGAGUGCCCCUGAGCUCGGCUCU
Molecule: messenger RNA, 781 nt
Organism: Nestor notabilis (Kea)
Lineage: Eukaryota; Metazoa; Chordata; Aves; Psittaciformes; Psittacidae
Gene: PPIE
Product: peptidylprolyl isomerase E (cyclophilin E)
Exons: 8
Coding region: 64-771 (235 amino acids)
Biological process (GO): protein folding; protein peptidyl-prolyl isomerization
Cellular component (GO): intracellular membrane-bounded organelle
Molecular function (GO): peptidyl-prolyl cis-trans isomerase activity
Source: RefSeq, a predicted model, not a curated record